Molecule: messenger RNA, 1653 nt
Organism: Penicillium salamii
Lineage: Eukaryota; Fungi; Ascomycota; Eurotiomycetes; Eurotiales; Aspergillaceae
Source: the annotation of a GenBank genome assembly
AUGCUUCUCACCAAAUCCAAGCUCUUAGCCGUCGCCGUUUUCUUUGAAUCCGGGAGGUGCCAGCACCAACUUAAUAUUCCACCCAUACCAAAAGACAGCCACACAAUACCGCACGACUUCCAAUCCAUCUCGAUCGAGUUUGCAUUUUUCCCUGAUUAUGCAGGAAACAAGUCUCACCCAAACCACUUUACCAAGAAUCUGCUUCACAAUUUCAAGUCAAUCACAGGAGUUGCGCCGAAAGUACGGGUUGGAGGAACUUCUCAGGAUCAUGCAACUUACUAUCCCGAGCAAGAAUCCAACAUUGAUCUUGUUUACCAGAAUCCCGGUGACGAUCAGCCUAUCCAGAUUAACUAUGGUCCGGCGUUUUUUGAAUCAUAUCACACACUGGGCGAGAUCAAGUACUUGCAUGGACUGAACAUGAAUCAGAAUACCUCGGUGGAGCAGCUUGAGAUGUCUGCUAUGGAUGCUUGUACGGCCCUUGGGCCUCAGCUCCAUCUCUUCGAGUUGGGUAAUGAGUUCAACUUUGCUCCUGGGAAAUAUCGCGCCUCCAACUACUCGCUCCUCGACUAUGCUAAUGAGUGGAACUUGAAGUCGGAGAUUGUGAAGACUGCAGCGGAUAAAGCCUGUCCUGGUUCAUUCCCUGGUUUCAUGGCACCCAGUCUGGUGUUGCUUGACAACAUUGUCAACACCACCUGGACGGGCGAGGAGCUGUACAGCCUCGGUUAUGAUGAAAAUAAUUUGACCCGAGAGCUUUGCUUCCACAAGUUUGUCGCUCCAUCUCUCCUUCAAUCGCUGGAGCGUUCUGUGCUAAUAUUAGAUUUUAAUAGUUACAUGGGUGUCAAUUCCCCGCCGCAGCUCCCUGCACCGUUCGAUCUCCAGCGUAAGGCUACGGCUCUUGGCAUUUCUUGGGCUCUACUAACCAUCGCAGGAACUCUCAUGAACCACACAAGCAUUGUCCAAAAUCUCCAGCAGCAGAUCCAGCGUGCAGACAACCUCGCCUAUCUUGGCCUCCCGUAUACCCUGGGCGAGCUCAACUCGAUUGCCAACCAAGGCCGGAACGGAGCAACCAACGUAUUCGGCGAUGCAUUAUGGCUGGUGGACUUCUCUCUCUGGGCAGCUGAACAUGGUAUGAAGCGCCUGCAUUUCCACCAAGGCCUAAACUAUCGAUAUGCAUCCUGGCAGCCAAUAGGCAUCCAAGACGUCCCUCCCACUACGAGGCCCCUUUACUACGGCCAGAUCAUGGUCGCCCACGCCAUCGAAGACCCCCACUCCCGCAUUGUUAACAUCCCGCUCGCAGACGACACCGAGUCCGCAUAUGCCAUUUACAACGGCACACAGUUGUCCAAACUGGUGAUCACCAACAUGCGGGCCUUCAACCAAACGACUAUCAACCGCCCGAUCAGGAAAUAUGAGUUCACACUGCCUGCGUAUCAAAGCGCCCGAAUCGACCGUCUCAUUGGUCCUGGCAGCGACGCAGUGGGGAAUAUCACUUUUGGUGGCAUUUCGUAUGAUCAUGCACUCGACGAAGGCAAGCCGGUCCGAGUGCGGUCGGAAGAGACGACUAGGAUCAAGCAUGGUGUGCUGAGGGUCGAGGUGCCCGACUCAUCUGCUGUUCUGAUUACUCUGUUGAGUCCUGGUCAUCAUCAUGCAUGA